Manis javanica (Malayan pangolin) is the source of this 2084-nucleotide messenger RNA. Its product is annotated as putative P2Y purinoceptor 10. The record is from RefSeq and is a predicted model, not a curated record. Gene Ontology annotation, cellular component: plasma membrane. Gene Ontology annotation, molecular function: G protein-coupled receptor activity. Gene Ontology annotation, biological process: phospholipase C-activating G protein-coupled receptor signaling pathway; positive regulation of Rho protein signal transduction. Lineage: Eukaryota; Metazoa; Chordata; Mammalia; Pholidota; Manidae.
UUUGUCAGUUAUCAGCAGGAUCCGUGCCACACAGUUAGGCUUUUUCAUACCCAGCUCCCUGCAAAGAAACAAGAGUGCUAAUCUCAUCAAGGCUCCAAGGGAUCAUAACUUCACGGCUUACCUUGGUGAAUAUACUGAAAUAUUCAAGAUGGGUAGCAACAGUACCAACAAUGUUAUGACUAACUGCAGUGUCACCAGUGUGACAUUUCAGUACACCCUGUAUGCAACCACCUACAUUCUCAUAUUCAUUCCUGGUCUUCUGGCCAACAGUGCAGCCUUGUGGGUUCUGUGUCGCUUCAUCAGCAAGAAAAAUAAAGCCAUCAUUUUCAUGAUCAACCUCUCUGUGGCUGACCUUGCUCACGUGCUGUCCUUACCCCUCCGGAUUUACUAUUACAUCAGUCACCACUGGCCUUUCCAGAGGGCCCUUUGCCUGCUGUGCUUCUACCUGAAAUAUCUCAAUAUGUAUGCCAGCAUUUGCUUCCUGACGUGCAUCAGCCUUCAGAGGUGCUUCUUCCUCCUGAAGCCCUUUAGGGCCAGAGACUGGAAACGUAGAUAUGAUGUAGGCAUCAGUGCUGCCAUUUGGAUCGUCGUGGGGACUGCCUGUUUGCCAUUUCCCAUCCUAAGAAACACAGACUUAGCCAACAACACUGAGUCCUGCUUUGCUGAUCUUGGUUAUAAGAAAAUGAAUGCAGUUGCUUUGGUUGGAAUGAUUACAAUCGCUGAACUCUCAGGAUUUGUGGUUCCAGUAAUAACCAUUGCAUGGUGUACCUGGAAAACUACUAUAUCAUUGAGGCAGCCACCACUGGCUUUCCAAGGAAUCAAUGAGAGGCAGAAAGCACUCAGGAUGGUUUUCAUGUGUGCCUCUGUCUUCUUCAUCUGCUUCACUCCCUAUCAUAUUAACUUUUUUUUUUAUACUAUGGUAAAGGAAACCAUUAUUAGCAGUUGUCCCAUUGUCCAAAGCACACUGUAUUUCCAUCCUUUUUGUCUAUGCCUUGCAAGUCUUUCCUGUCUUUUGGAUCCAAUUCUCUAUUACUUCAUGGCCUCAGAGUUUCGUGACCAACUAUCCCACCAUGGCAGCUCUGUGACCCAUUCCCGCCUUAUGAGCAGGGAGAGUGGUUCGUCAAUGAUUAGCUAAAAGUAAAAUAAUUUUUCAAUUGUGAUUAUGUUUAACUAUGUUCCCUGGCUUUUUCAAGGGCCAGAAUGACCAACCAGACAACUCCUUUCAUUGAACUUCAGGGACAACAGGAAAAAGGUCUUCUUGUGUGAUAUUCGUGGUCACAGGGGUGUGAAGAUGGAGGCCAAGUGUGAUUAAUGUGGGAGAGGAAGGGAAGAUGAACUUUCUUUGUUUCCUCAUUGAAAUUGAAGGCGCUUUCUUAUUUAAGAGACAUAGAUCAUGUUUUUACAAAUAUUUUCAACCAAAAUGGAAAUCUAAUAUUUUAUUUUAAACAUUUAUUCACUAAAUAUGAUAUUGUUAAUAAGAUACAAUAAAUAAAAGAAUCUUUUCCAGAAUGCAAAAGUAAAUCUCUUUCAUAUAAAUCCUUUUAUUUGUGAAUGAUAGUAAAAAUGUUCAGUCUGUCUAAGAGAUAACUGUACAGGCAAGGGAAAGUGAAAACUGAAACAAUGUAUGCACAAACAUCAGGACCACAAACCUGUAUAUAACUAAAUAAUGGGCAUGGAAAUUUGCUCAUUCACUAAAAAUGUGUUGGAUACCUAUUGUAUUCUGCAUUACAACUUUCCUAAGUACUUUCACAUACAGCAUCUUAUUUGGUCUUUCUAAUAAACUUGUGGAACUUUCCAAUACAAAUGAAUAAAUGGAAUCUAAGAGAGGUGAAAUAACUUUUCUGAGGAUAAACAGUGUUGAGGCCAAAUUUGUCCUAUAUAUACCACAUAUGCUUGUUAGUCCAUUUGCAUUGUUACAUUUAUUAAGUUAAUACUAAACUUGACUUGAAUGGUGAAAAUAUAAACUAAAGCUAAGGCACAUGAGAUAAAGACCAUUUCUACACAAUUUUCCUGAGACUGAAAAGUUUGUGGGCUGUGGGAAUGGCAUGUCAGACCUCAGGUUGCAAUGCAUAAAAUGAUAGAUU